Messenger RNA from Acanthopagrus latus (yellowfin seabream), 955 nucleotides. Its product is annotated as nucleoside diphosphate kinase A1-like. Gene Ontology annotation, molecular function: nucleoside diphosphate kinase activity. The coding region runs from base 163 to 621 and encodes 152 amino acids. The transcript is spliced from 5 exons. The record is from RefSeq and is a predicted model, not a curated record. Lineage: Eukaryota; Metazoa; Chordata; Actinopteri; Spariformes; Sparidae. Gene Ontology annotation, biological process: CTP biosynthetic process; UTP biosynthetic process; GTP biosynthetic process.
UCGCGUUUGAGAGCUGCUCCUUUUUGGUUCCAGUUGGUUGCCGUCGCUGCAGUCUCUGCCCUCGCGCAUAAAUAGCGGCCGCGCACGCUCCUUAGGUCUUCUCCCACGUCCACCUGAGCAACCACUGCCCCAGACUGUACCGGAUCCUCUUUGUCAAGAAUCAUGGCUGAACUUAAGGAGCGCACCUUCAUUGCCAUCAAGCCUGAUGGUGUGCAGAGGGGGAUCAUUGGUGAGAUCAUCAAGAGGUUUGAGGUGAAAGGCUUCAAACUUGUGGGCAUGAAGAUGAUGCAAGCCUCUCAGGACCACCUGGAGAAGCACUAUGCCGACUUGAAGGGCAGACCCUUCUUUCCUACCCUCAUUGACUACAUGAGCUCUGGUCCAGUGGUUGCCAUGGUGUGGGAAGGCAAGGGUGUGGUGAAGACCGGCAGGGUGAUGCUGGGUGAGACCAACCCUGCAGAAUCUAAGCCCGGAACCAUCAGAGGAGACUUCUGCAUCGAUGUCAGCAAGAACAUCAUCCAUGGCAGUGACUCAGUGGAAAGUGCCAACAAGGAGAUUUCCCUGUGGUUUACAGAUGAUGAGCUGGUCAGCUACACAAGCUGUGCCUUUAGCUGGCUCUACUAAACUUCUCUGGGUCCUGCAGCAGUCCUCCCACUGGUUGAAAACCAGUGAACUCUUGCCUCAGAUUUCUUUUUGCCCGUAGCCUAGAGGGAGAAGAACUCACAUGAAGUUCUUCUCUGUCCCACAGUCGUCACACCCCUCCUGCCCUCUAUCAUCAUACUGUACUUGAAACUGGUCUCCAUGGAGGUCCAGGUAUAGUCCAGAUUAAUUUCCAAGCUCCAUUCCUUUUUUAGAAACAUUCCAUUCAUCCCUUGAAUGUACAGUUAAUGACUCAAAUGUCUUUGACCGUCAGUUUUGUUAACCAGCAAUCCGAUUUCCAAUAAAAUGCUCACAGUAC